This is a messenger RNA of Onthophagus taurus, 1404 nucleotides long. NCBI's taxonomy places the organism in Eukaryota, Metazoa, Arthropoda, Insecta, Coleoptera, Scarabaeidae. The record is from RefSeq and is a predicted model, not a curated record.
AUGGAAAAAAUGUUAUCAUUGUGGAUUGAUGAUGCCCAUCAAAAAAAUAUGCCUGUAUCACAAGCAGCCAUAUGCGAAAAAGCACUGUUGAUUUUUUCUAAUUUGAAGGCGCAAGAAAACACAGACGAAACUUUCUUGGCAAGCACUGGGUGGUUCACGAGAUUCAAAUCUCGAACCAAUAUAUGUAGCACCAAACUAAGCGGCGAAGCAGCGAGCGCUGAUGUAGCAGCAGCAGCAGCUUACCCCCAAAAGUUUCAAGAAAUUGUGGAACAAGGGAAAUACCCUGCAGAUCUCAUCUUCAACGUUGAUGAAACAGGCCUCUAUUGGAAGAAGUUGCCAUCGAGAACGUUUAUUUCGCGAGAAGAACGUAGCGCUCCUGGAUUUAAAGCCGCCAAGGAUAGAUUGACUGUUCUGUUGGGAUCAAAUGUUUCUGGUUCCUUAAAAUUUAAGCCAAUGGUAGUGUACCAUUCCCAGAAUCCACGGGCUUUUAAAGGUCUUGACAAAAGCUCCCUGCCAGUUUUUUGGAGGUGGAAUAAAAAGGGCUGGGUCACUCAGGAAAUUUUCACAGACUGGUAUAAAAAUUAUUUUUGCCCUACUGUACUUAAAUUUUGUGAUCGAAAUAACCUUCCAAAAAAAGCAAUCCUCCUAUUAGACAAUGCCCCAGGACAUCCGAAAAAUCUUGACACCUUAGACACGGGAUUGGACGUCAAGGUAAUUUACAUGCCCCCUAACACAACCUCCGUUUUACAACCCAUGGAUCAGGGGGUAAUUUCUACCUUUAAAGCGUAUUAUUUGCGCUUAGCAUUAAAAGCAAUGAUUAAGGCGAUAGAUACUAAUUCCAAUCAGACCGUUAAAGAUUAUUGGCGAUCAUACGACAUUUUAAAAGGACUACAAAAUCUAAAAUCUGCUUGGAACGAAGUGACAAAAAAUUGUUUAAAUGGCGUUUGGCGUAAACUUCUGCCUGGAUUUAUACAAGGUGCAAGUGUAGAAGUGGUAAAUAACAUAAACGAAGACAUUAUCAAGUUUACACGCGAAUGUGGAUUCGAAGACGUAACAACUGAAGAUGUGACCGAACUGUUAGACGUGCAUGACCAACCACUCUCAAAUCAAGAAUUAGAAGAAUUGAUGGAGGCAUAUGAUCGCCCUCAAUCAGAAAAUCCCGAAGAAGAAGGUGAUGAGGAAGAAAAUGAUAGGAAAAUCCUAAAAACGGACGAUCUAACUCGUAUCCUUUCCUCUAUAGAAAGGUUAACAGCUGAGCUCUGUGAGAUAGAUGGGGAUUAUAAUCGAAGCGCAAACGUUAAAAGAAGUGUCACAGCUGCCGUUCGACGUUAUGCUAUGAUUCUGCAAGAAAGGAAGCAACAAUCAAAGCAAAUGAAAUUGGAUGCUUUUUUCAAAAAAGUGUGA